AUGGCGACCCCGCACGUCCUCUACUACUGCUCUUGCAACCAGGUUCACGGCAACGUCGCCUCCACCUCUUCGCUAGCAUCUCCGCCGCCCGGUCUACCUGCCCGUUCAACCGCCUCGCGAUACGCAUUUCAGCCGCUCGAGUCGCUCUACUUUUGCGACGAAUGCGAUCGGAUCAGAUGCAAUCGCUGCGUCACCGUCGAUAUCUCGAGCUACUACUGUCCAAAUUGUCUCUUUGAAGUGCCAGGAGCCAGCGUCAAGGCUGAAAAGAACCGAUGUUCACGCAACUGCUUCGAGUGCCCUUGCUGCCAGCACACGCUCUCGGUCGUAGCCAGUGACCUCAACAACUCUGCCGCUCGCAGUCUCGAUCCUACCGAUCCAGCUGCAAGCCAGGGCGAGCCACCCUACUAUCUCGCCUGCUCCGUCUGUCGUUGGGAUUCCAAGUCCGUGGGUCUCGUUUUCGAGAAACCCACCGGUCUCAGUCUGCAGCUGCAGAGGUCGGAAGAGAAUGCAGCCGACGUGCUCGAGUUCGAUCGGAUCAAGGAUCACUUUGAUCCAUACCUCAAGACGCAAACCCAAGCGGCCAUCACCUCUGCCGCGGUUGGUUCAGGCAGCUCCUCCCGUACCCGUCCUCUGCCCGCUUCGUCUUCCUCCGCAGCGGCGGUAGCCCCCUCUGCUACCAAACCCGCAACUUCGAGCCGCAGCGCAAGAGCCGCGGCCGCACGCAACGCCGCCACUGCCGCGCUUCAGUCGUCCAAGCUGUUGCGCGAUCUUCCACACCUAGCGCACCCGAGGCACCCCGCACAUUCCGCACGCUCGGCUCCCACUGAGCCAGACGAGCUCAAACCGUAUCGUGCUCUGAAUCCGUGGCAACCUCCUCGAGAUGACCGCAGCCGUUCCGGUGCACAGUCUGUGCCAUCCAUCGGUGUCGUUGCCAAACGCGAAAAACAUCGAAGAGACUACAUAGCUCGCAUCCAGUCGAGCUCCAGCCAGCCUUUCGCUUCACUUGACGACAAGAUCACAUCCCUCGAGCAACGAUGGUCUUCGGUCUCGAUAGCCGAUCAGCCAGUACGUGUGGCGGAGCUCAGACCGACCAGAGUCGCGCUCAAGUCCAAAAUCUCCAAGAGAUGCCCCGCUUGUCGACACAUCGUCAUUAAACCAGAUAUUAAGGCAGCCUCGAAUCGAUUCAAGAUCAAGCUCGUUGCCCUCAACUUUUUGCCCGAGUUUCAGAUCAGUCUGGCCAAUCAACAACCCCAUCUCGACCCUCUGCGCUUUCGUUCCGCCGGCACUGCGGGUUCAAACACGGUCGGCGCAGGCUUGACAGCGAGCGCCUUGAGACGAAGACCUGCGUCGGUGCUGCCGUCGGCCACAGACCCCGUCGGCAUCACUUCGUCUAUCUUGACCUCGUCGCAGGACAUCGACGUCAACAAUCUAGUCGCUGGCCAGACGUACAGCUACCAGAUCGCCGUGACCAACCCCUUGGAUGAUCCAGUGCAGGUCGAAAUGAGCUUCGUGCGCUUCGUCGAUCCGUCUCUCGGCGGGGGCGCUGCAGCGGUGCCGCCUCUGCCCGAAUCAAAAUACAUUUUUUCCUCGCAGCCUUCCUCAGGCACCUCAUCGGCUCAUCCGACGCAAGUCACAGCUGGCGAGCAGCCACAACGGUUGAGUCGGCGUCCGCGGUUCGGAUGGCAGGCGUAUCCGUCGGCAACAACCAUUCCACUUAAUGCAUUCAACGAAGUCUGGGACCUUGAAGAUGCUGAAGAUAUCUACAGCAAAAGCGAGUUUCAAGUGCAGUCUCAGUCCACGGAUGAAGCUUCACCACAUCGUCAUGCCGUCAAAACCGCCGUCAUCGAGGAUGUUGAACGAGCCGCUAGCGAGCCGGCGUGGGUGAUUCAAGAGCAUGAAGACGACGACGACGCAGGCAGAGCAUCUCGCACCGUAGGACGAGGACGCAAGCCGUUCAUUCAAAAGGGCCACACCACCACUUUCUACCUCGACCUCGUCCUCUCGGCUACUGCAACCCCAGGCCCUGUAGAGCUGGCCAUGCAUGUCACCUAUCGCUAUACCGGUACUGCUUCCACGAGCGACCAGGCAUCGGGUGGCCAGAUGACAGGCUCAGUCGGUAAAGACUUUUCUUUCUGGACCUCAAUCACACUCGGCACGGUCCCCCGAGACCAGUAG
Messenger RNA from Pseudozyma hubeiensis SY62, 2175 nucleotides. RefSeq lists its product as hypothetical. Gene Ontology annotation, cellular component: dynactin complex. The record is from RefSeq and is a predicted model, not a curated record. The coding region runs from base 1 to 2175 and encodes 724 amino acids. Lineage: Eukaryota; Fungi; Basidiomycota; Ustilaginomycetes; Ustilaginales; Ustilaginaceae. The transcript has a single exon.